Prorocentrum cordatum is the source of this 240-nucleotide messenger RNA. NCBI's taxonomy places the organism in Eukaryota, Dinophyceae, Prorocentrales, Prorocentraceae. The record is from the annotation of a GenBank genome assembly.
GGCGUCGCGCUGCUCGACGGCAGCUGGCUCACGAGCUCGGGCACCGCCGUCGGCAUCGCAGGUGGCACCGUCACGUGGAGCAACGGGGGCAGCUCGGUGUUCCAGGAGGCGGGACCCGGCAUGUUCUCGAUGCUCAUGCAGGGUGUGACGUACACCGCGAAGCUUGAUGGAGACACGCUCCAAUGGAGUGGUGACACGUGGGUGAGGCAGCCGUCUGUGGACGUCACGACUUCGCAAGGC